This is a messenger RNA of Macrosteles quadrilineatus (aster leafhopper), 1210 nucleotides long. RefSeq names its product alpha-tocopherol transfer protein-like. Gene Ontology annotation, molecular function: phosphatidylinositol bisphosphate binding. The record is from RefSeq and is a predicted model, not a curated record. The transcript is spliced from 8 exons. Gene Ontology annotation, cellular component: membrane. NCBI's taxonomy places the organism in Eukaryota, Metazoa, Arthropoda, Insecta, Hemiptera, Cicadellidae. The coding region runs from base 189 to 1124 and encodes 311 amino acids.
UGCGUAUGUGUGGGUGGCGUACCUGCUGCGGACACGUUGACUGUAGGAACACUGGGAAGCGUUAAGGACACCAAACCGGGUGACCUUGGGAAUUACUGAAGCGAGGCCCGUGGAUUGUGUCCAAAAUAAACCCAUAAACCUCGGUGAGGCAGUCGACAGUUACAGAAUUGAACUGUACGGACACUGCCAUGGAGUUGGUUCCACCUUCCAGGGAAACUCUGAAGAAUAUCUUCCAAAGCAUCAACCUCAACACAGAACAGCACAGAAGAGACACAGAGCUUCUCAAAACAUGGCUCAACUCACAGCCUCACCUGCCUCACGAUCUGGACGACAGUCUCCUAAGCAGCUUCCUAGUUGGUUGCAAGAACAGUCUGGAGAGAGCCAAGACAGCCCUGGACAGUUAUCUUACCAACAGAACAACCUGUCCAGACUUCUACCAACACAGAGACCCGUGCGACCCGGCCUUCAGGAAGAUGUCUAGGGUCGUGAGAUACGUGACACUGCCGCGGAUGACGACGGAGGGCUACAGAGUGACAAUAUACAGUCUAGUGUCCCCAGACACUCCAGCUAAAGACAUUGACCUCUGUCUCAACGCCAGCAAAGUCCUGUGUUCCUACGACGUCAGAUUCCUCGAGGAUCCGUUCUGGGCAGGAGAUGUCAUUGUUAUAGAUAGCAAAAACUACACUCUCACCCAGCUGCCUGCAUUAAUGGUGUUGCCUGUGCUCAAGAAGUACAUACACUGUGUCACUAACACUUUACCAGUGAGAUUCAAGAAAAUAAUUUUCAUUAACAUGUCGCCUGUGGUUGAAAUAAUUUUAAAGACCAUAAAACCUCUGCUGAAGCAAAAAAUAGCCCAGAGAAUAAUAGCGACAUCAGAAGAUCACAAAUUCCUAUACAACCACGUUCCUCAAGACAUUUUGCCAGAAGAGUAUGGAGGAAAAGCCGGGAAACUCACUGAACUGAAUGAUGCCUGGCAACUGAAGGUGGAGAGUUAUCGAGAAUGGUUUUUGAACGACAUGAAACGGAAAGUCGACGAGAGCUUAAGGCCAGAAAAAAGUAAAUACAAACCCAAAGAGCAAAUGUUCGGCGUAGAGGGAUCCUUCAAGACUCUAACGAUAGACUAACACAAGUUAGCCUGCAAGAAGAGUUGUGCUCAACCAAAGUUGAAAUACAUUUGACAAUUGUACAGUCUUUUGUUGCAUUUCUGUUA